Molecule: messenger RNA, 747 nt
Organism: Callorhinchus milii (elephant shark)
Lineage: Eukaryota; Metazoa; Chordata; Chondrichthyes; Chimaeriformes; Callorhinchidae
Product: transmembrane serine protease 12
Exons: 4
Coding region: 16-747 (243 amino acids)
Biological process (GO): proteolysis; acrosome reaction
Molecular function (GO): serine-type endopeptidase activity
Source: RefSeq, a predicted model, not a curated record
UUUUCAGGGUGUGGAAUGCGCCCAUUGAUGGACCCUCCUGUGGAGAUGCGUGUCAUCGGUGGUCAGGAAGCACUCCCCGGCAACUGGCCCUGGCAAGUCAGUGUUCAAAUGCGGCACGAUUCCAGCUACCUGCACAUAUGUGGAGGGUCAAUAAUCGACACGCGGUGGGUGCUGACGGCUGCGCACUGCGUCUCUCAGGCAAGCAGGAGUCCCAAGGACUGGGUAGUGGUGGUCGGAUUACAUCAGAGGUCGAUUCGAAACGGCAUGACCAAAGUUAUGAAAUUGAAGAGGAUUUUUCUUCAUUACGAUUUCGACCACAACACGUUACAAAAUGACAUGAGCCUUCUAGAGCUGUCAAAGAAAAUUGAGUACAAUGACUAUGUACAGCCAGUGUGCCUACCAUUUAAUAAAACCAUAAUAGACAGCAUGCAUUUAUGUUACAUCACUGGGUGGGGUGUGACUAAAGAAAAUGGAAAAGAAACAGACAUCUUGCAGGAAGCUGUAGUGAAGUUGAUUCCGAAUUCGGUCUGCAACCAGGCGAAAUGGUACAACGGGUUAAUCAAGCCAAACAUGCAGUGCGCUGGUUAUGAGGAAGGUGGAGUCGAUACCUGUCAGGUAAAACUACGAGACCAGAAACUGUUGGAACUUUCAAGACAUGAUAUGCAGACGUACAGACCCACAGGAAACACUGUGGUGGUUUGCAAUGAUCCUGGUGUGAACAGUUGUCUGCUGGUGGUAUCUCUCUAG